CUCGUCAGCAUUGCGUUGCUAAUGUCAUCUUCCAAAGCCUAAUCAUCUGGCGCAGAUGCUCAGUCUGGACGCCGUCCAAUAUUUGUGCCUGCAGCUGUUCUCUAGUCCUGUGUUUCAACAGCUCUUCCCAUUCGUGGUCCUUUUCCUUAUCCCGGCUCUAAGUUUGACUCUCAGCGCUCAUAGAGCCUCUCUGAACACCGUUUACUUCAUGGUCUUGGAUGCGUUAUCCGCUGUUCUUCCCUGGAACUGGUUUGACGGACACCCAGGCUCAAGCUCUAGCCUGGAGAGAAGGAAGUCCAAAAAGAAGCAUGUCCGUACUAGGGCUGAACAAUCAGGGCAAGAGGUACAUAAGCUCGAACCUCUGUCAAACAAUGGUCAUAAUGAUGGUUAUUACCCUGGUCUGGUCAACAUCUCAGGGACGUACUGCUUCAUGGACUCCACAUUACAGGCCAUGGCAUCACUAUGCUACCUUCAACCCGAGAUUGAGGAGAUUUACGCCAAAGCCGUAGCGCUUGAUGUUCCGACGCCAGUCAUAGAUGCGCUUCGGGAUCUUCUGCGUGAGCUAAACACCCCUGCCCCCUCGUCUCGAGCGCUCCGACCCAUCGAGAUCAUCAAUGCUCUAUCCACUCAAUCGGCUUCUAAACAUAACAGUCUAUUCUCUUCACGUGAACAUCAGGAUGCGCAGGAGCUCUUUCAGCUUCUCUCAGAAUGCAUCAAGAACGAGGCGGCAGCUGUGAACAGAGAAUUUCACCGCGACCGCGGCCUUGGAGGGUUCAGCCAAGCCGGGGGUCCUGCAAGUCGGGAGAUAGGGAAGAGUGUUUUUGACGGUCUGACGGCGAAUAGGCGCAGCUGUGUCGAGUGUGGCUACACCGAGGCUGUCAUGCAUUUCGCUUUCGACAACUGGCAGCUAGCUGUUCCCCGACUGGCGACACAGUGCCGCUUGGAAGAUUGUCUUGACGAGUACACUCGGAUAGAAGUUCUCACAGACUGCAUCUGUCGGAAGUGCUCUAUGCUUGCAACCUGCAAAAAACUGGAGCAGGAAGCGGAGAGGCUCUCGGAAGCCCGGAAAGCAGACCCAGAGGCUUCUUCAUCGAAGAAGAAACGUGUACGGGACGCUCAAAAGCUGCUAGCUCGCAUGAAAGCCGCACUUGAUGAUGGCCGGAUUGAAGAGGACAUCAAGGGCGUCAAGAUGGAGAAAGUCUUCAGUAGGGGCUCCACCAAGCAAGCUAUGAUUGCUCGACCGCCACGCGUGCUUGUUCUGCAUCUCAACCGCUCCAUGCACUAUGGCCAUUACGCAACCAAAAACACUUGCCGAGUAGCGUUUCCCGAGAUUCUAGAUCUUACACCAUAUACUACGUCUGGUCAGCUCAAUCUGAAACCAUCGGAUCCCAUCUCCAGACCAGUUCCGCCUAUCCCCCGCAGCACGACCCCGACACCCGCCACAUAUGCGAUACCACGAACUCUCUACCGCCUCGCUGCUGUUGUCUGCCACUAUGGCGAUCAUUCUUUCGGACACUACAUCUGCUAUCGUCGCAAGCCACGUCCGCCAUCCGUCGGUGCACGGCGGUUCGCUCCUCCGAAACUUGCGUGCCUUCUUGGUUGCGAAUGCGAACGAUGUGAGCGCUAUGGACCCAUCCGUGACGACGAAGACCCGCCUCCGCGACCCGGCCGCGGAUGGUUGCGUAUCAGCGAUGAUAGCGUUCGGGAGGUCGGGCUCGAGACUGUACUACUGGAGGGUUCUGGCGUGUUCAUGUUGUUCUACGAGCGCGUCAUGAUGCCACGGUCGAGUGUUUACAUGUUGGGCUCUUCUUGCAGCUCAGAGGAGACUGUUCGACCUGAGGAUGUGCACGCGAACGGCUCGUGUGCUUCCCUUCCCGACGGAGGUGGAGUACCGAAGCUCAUGCAGCCCAUACCAAGGAUCAUCGGUCCCAGGAUAGUCCAUAGCGUUUCGGCGCACUCACCGCGGAGCUUAUCCUUGUCGCCACCAGAACCUGGUCUUGUGAGCAGUCGGUCAGAGCCGGUCGAUCCGCAGAAGGCCAGCGAAAAGCCUUUGCAGAAUGGCCAUGCUCCAGGUUCUGGUCAUCACCAUGAGCCAUCAGUGCAAAUAAACUCCACGUCCCCUCCAGAUGCCUCCUCGAUGCCAUCGGACAGUAGUAUUGCCACCUCAGUACGCCUCUCAUCCUCGCCUCCCCACGCAUCAUCGCCUACGCCGACAUCCUACCCCUCUAGACCGACAUCGCAUCUCCUACCUCCAAGAUCCAUGUCGUCGCCGGCGGAUCUGCCGCCAUCACCCUCCAGGACGGUCGACUUGCGCGCAUAACAUAACAUAGCCCGCCCUGCGAACCACCUCUCUCACCGCUCAUUCUGUAUCUUUAGACACCUUGCUAUAGCCAUCCCCCCUGUGCCACCGUGUUGUCGUCGUUGUACGAUUUACCUAUACAUCAUUUAUGUUGGGC
Messenger RNA from Laetiporus sulphureus 93-53, 2456 nucleotides. RefSeq names its product cysteine proteinase. Gene Ontology annotation, molecular function: cysteine-type endopeptidase activity; cysteine-type deubiquitinase activity. Lineage: Eukaryota; Fungi; Basidiomycota; Agaricomycetes; Polyporales; Laetiporaceae. Gene Ontology annotation, biological process: protein deubiquitination. The record is from RefSeq and is a predicted model, not a curated record. Gene Ontology annotation, cellular component: nucleus; cytosol. Bases 56 to 2320 code for a protein of 754 amino acids. The transcript is spliced from 6 exons.